AGACCGACCUGAAGAUAUGACAGUGCUGACGAACGCAUUCGCCGAGAGUACCAGAGUAAGACAUAUUUUUACGAAGACGAUACGCUAAGAUCUCAAUUUGGCAGCAAAUGUGGACCAAAAACCCACAAAUAAGACUGUCGCAAGCGAUGUUUAGGAAAGCUGCCAUGGUUAAACUUAUGAGCUGAUGAGCAUAUGUCAGAGAGUACAAUAUUGUCGACGAGCAAUCAAACGGCAACCAUGCUCGGUAUGUUAACUUUCUUUUGCCGAGAUUUAAGCACAGAGACGUUAACACGAUGAAUGAGCAUGUCACUACUCCCAGCAAGAGAUGAACAUGGCGAGCAGUACAAAGAAAUUGUCAGAAAAAUCCUCGGCAUUGUCCACUGUCAGAACUAUAUCCAUGAAUUGCGACAACAUGAAGCUGUUCAAUACGACGACCAUCACGAUCGAAUAUACAUUAUACGCCACGCGUUUAUACAAGGAGUUGCAGGAAUCUGGCCGCCAGCAACCGAAUAUCGUCAGAAGCUUGAAGCGCGAACCAUUCCAUUUCAAAGAUAUUAUUAAUCAAUUGCAAUCCCUACGGCCAUGAAAACAAAAGAGACUCCGGCUGAAAUAUAAACCAGCAAAAUCUGCGGAGCGCAAAGAAAUGAAAAUACGCACCUUUAACUUGACUUCGUUCCCAUACCAGCAGUACAGGAAGAUUUGCGUCAACAUACACGACAUGUACAAGCCUAAUUCAACGAAUUUUACGCUCAUCUUGCUUAAUUGAUACAAGGUUGCUGUGCGCAUGUGUCAAAAAACGUCACUGUAGUAACACUCUGGAGUUUUCUCUUAUAAUAAUUGGAAAAUAUUGGCAUAUGGACGAUUACUUGUAUGUCCAAUUGGCAUAUGAACAAUUGCUUUGGCGUUCACGAGCUGCUUCUAACAACUCGAGUGUCCGAAAUAUAACAAAAACAAGAAUACAUAAACAUUAUUGCGUGCUGUGGUUUGGUUAUGUCAAGUCUGAGAUAUAUUCUCCUUAUUUUAUUCCAUUAGAAAAAAAUGAUAGAUAAUAAUAAAGGUAGAAGUAAUGAGCUCGUAGAGAGAAAUCGUGAAGAAAAAUAAUUAUAUCAGAGAUUAUCUUGAACAAUUAAUCUCAUAUUGCAACUUUUCUUCACGUUGACAGUUUUGUGUCUUUACUAUGUAUAACAGAGGCUGGAAUAAAUUAAUUAAAAGUAACGACAACCGCAAAUACGAACUUAGAGCUGGCGUUGAGAAAAAGCACUGUUCAGCCACACUCAGCUUCACGCAAUUAGCUUUUGAUCAUGACGAGGAAUCCCUCGUUGUAGUGGAUACCAAAGGUAACUUGUACUGCAUCGAUUUAUCUGAGGAUGCUCCAAUGUACAAAAGAUUGGGAAAGAUUGGACAAGCCACUUUCCUCGCGUUCAAUCCCAGAUACAGAGGGGAAAUUUUGAUAGGAUACAACGCCGGUGACAUAAAGAUUUGGAGGCUUCACGCGAAUUUGGACGAAUUCUCUCUGUUAUCUGGACACAAGUUACCGCCGACGUGUAUUUCCUUUUACAAAAGCCAUUGUUUAACGCACUCUAGAAAUGAAGUCAUAAUAUGGUACCUACAAUCCUAUAGUAAAACUCAUCAGCUGAAAGUUGAUACAAAAAAUGCUGUGAUAAGAAAGGCUAUUUUUUCAAAUGCUGGUCAUAUCGUUGUGUUAUAUAACAAUGAUACUAUGCAAGCUUGGACGUUCAAGCAAUUGGACAAAGAUACCAAGAUCGACAUAAAGAUAUUUGGCGGACAUCAUAUCAAGGAUUUUAUUUUUACGAAAGAUGGAAGAGCCAUGAUAAUAGUUGGGGCGAAAGGUAUAUGCAUUCUUAAUACAUAUGACUGGAGUUUACUGAGAAAAUUAUCUCUGCUCGAUAACUUUAUCGAGGCAAGACAAUUGUCUGUCGUUCCACGCCCGCUGGAUGGUGGAGCGAAUAAAAUCGUCGCACUUCUGUCUUCGAGAUGUACUCUCCAUUUUUGCGACAUAAAUCUGUCGAGUCCCUUUGAAAUAGCCGAUGCCAUCAAUAGAGUUAAAAAAUUCGUGAUCUCGUCAGCAGGCAGAUACAUAGCAUACUUAGAUCAAGAAGGAUGUCUGAACGUGAUGCAUAUCGACAAAGUUAUAUCAAAAAAGAGUCCCCAGCCGAAGAAACUAUUAGACAGACCGCAGGCACACAAAAUAAACGAUCAUUUAGAAUACAUUAGACAAAGCGUGAAGCAAGAAUUAGACAUAAAACGACUAAUAUCUAUCCUGACGGAAUUUGGAGAAUAUCCAAAGCAGUAUCGUGCACUAAUCUGGUCCACUAUCUUAAAACUUCCGGCUAAUAGAAACGCCUAUCUCGCCUUAGUAAAUAAGGUGACACGUGAAAGAUUUACAUGGAAUACUUUAAGAGAUUAUUCUGUAGCAGAUAAAAGCAAGGCGUCAUUACUGGCCAUGACAAUAAAUUGCUUGGUGCAAUGGUGUCCUCUACUCUUACAAAGUUCAUUUCUUCCUAAUUUGGUCUUCCCUUUUUUAAUGGUAUUUCAGAAAGAUCCCUUACUUGCCUUCGAAUUAAUCCUGAGCAUACUUCUGAACUAUUGCCAUAACUGGUUCGAAUAUCAUCCUCUUCCACCACUGAAUAUCCUGGGAAUUAUUGAAAACAUUCUCCUGGAGGCAGAUCCUCAAUUAUUAAACAUCUUCUGCGAACAUGGUGUAACAACCAGCGAAUACGCGUGGCCAUUACUUCAGACUGCGAUGAGCGAGGUGUUAUCGGGAGAUGAGUGGCUGAUACUGUGGGACCAUCUAAUAACAUUUCAGAAGCCUCGUCUUCUGCUAAUGUGUGUCGUUGCUUAUAGCAUUUAUUCGAGAGAAAACAUAAUUUCUUUGAUACAAUCGUCUGGAAAUUGUCGUGAAGAUAUGAAAGAAUUUUAUAGCACUCAAGGCCAUGUUAGAGCCAAGGAUUUGUUAAAAAUUGCAAGAAAAUUGGAUCAAGAAAUGCCAGAACAAGUGCAUUCCUAUCGUUACCUAAGGAGUAAAGUGUUGCAGUUGACUCAUACCGGGCCCUAUCCCUUAUUUAUGCUGAAGGAAUAUCCCAAGUUCCUCAUUGAAAAUUUCUGCACCACAGAUUUAAAAAAAUGGAAAGCAGAACAACAUUCACAAAAUUGUGAUCACGGGGUUGCGGAAUCUGGCCAAAAGACUGAUACUUUUGCGAAACAAACUUAUGAAACAAGACUGAAUGUACAGAAAUGCUUCCUAGAGCAUAAAAAUAAAAAGUCAUGUUGCCAGCAUUUGCAUAAGGAUUCUAGUUCGCAACUGCGAGAAACACAAGCACUUGUUAAAUACAAAAGUGCGAAAGAUGAAACUUUGAACUUUAAAGAUAACACACCAAAAAAUUACGAAAAGUUACGACGAGAUGUGACAAAACUUGAAUAUGAAGUGCUAAGUUUCUUAGACUUAUUGAAAUCUGAUAGAUCAAGAGUGAAUAUUAUUUAAAAUAUAUUUGUACAGAGUAAAAUUAAAUUUUAUAAAAUUCGUACAAAGUAUACAAUAUUUUAAUGUGAUUAUAACACGCAAUAAUAAUAUUAUUCUAUAUUAAUAUAUUAGUUUAUAUAUUUUUGGAAUUGUACAGUUCUGAAAAAUUGUGUCUAUACAUUGUAAUAUACAAAAUAUAGGAGUCUUUUAUGUGUCUGUGUAUAAAAAAGUAUAAGUAUAAAGUAGAAAAAUAUUUGUACUUUUGUGAUUGCUAUAUGAAAGGAAUAUAUAAGUUUAAUAUUUA
Odontomachus brunneus is the source of this 3785-nucleotide messenger RNA. Its product is annotated as TBC1 domain family member 31. The record is from RefSeq and is a predicted model, not a curated record. The transcript is spliced from 7 exons. Bases 1178 to 3502 code for a protein of 774 amino acids. NCBI's taxonomy places the organism in Eukaryota, Metazoa, Arthropoda, Insecta, Hymenoptera, Formicidae. Gene Ontology annotation, molecular function: protein binding.